AUAGGACAAUAUCAAUAAAAAAUUUCCAAUAUUUUGUAGAACAACAGUUUAUAUUUCCAAUAUCAUAAAAACGCAGUAAAAAUAAAUUCACAACACAUCAGGCUAACACCCUGAUGUGUUUUGAAUAAAGUCAAUAUAUAGGAAAAAGUAUAUAUAAUAUAUAAAAUCUUUAAAAACUAUAAGAAUUAUAUAAUCUUUAAAGAAUUUUAAUUCGUUUCUCCAGAUGUCAAGCAAUUAUGUUGCAUUCCGGUUCAAAACACCAUAUCUGCAUUCAAUGUAUGCCCCAAUGGCCUGGUUAGUAGACUCUGCAAAUUGUUAUUGGCCUUGCAAUCUAACAGAGGAAGAAGAAGAGAAGUUAAUUGAAUCUUGUGUUGAACCUCUUACUGGAGUAUAUGAGUGGCAGCUCUACCAGGGUAGUAUUCUAAGAAAGAAUACAUCCAGUACUUCUAGAUUGUCUGUGUUAGGGAACUGUUCUCCUGCCAAGAGUAGAGAACAAAGUCCUACUGCCAUGGCUGCAGGACUUACUUCAUCACCAAUCAGGACUAGUAGCCCCAACAUAAGAGUAACAGCUGAUGCUGACUCUGAUGUGUGGUGUAAUGGAACCUUGGAAAAUUUGUAUAAACACCGAAAGAAAGCUAGUGAUAUGUCUCAAACAGAAUUUAAUCAGCACAUGCUGAAUUUUACCUAUGUAGUAAUGGAUGCACUUAAUAUAAACACUGUUUUACGCAAUAGAAAGCGCUCUGCAAGUUCUAAAAGCCAAACAAACAGAGACUCCUCUGAUGAUGAUGCAGUUGAGGAUGAUUCUGUUUUAGGACGCCUGCCUAUGACCACAAAAGAACAAUAUUAUAAGCUGGAGGAAAAACUGAAAAAUGAAUCUUUUGUCAAAACUUGGAAAAAGUUGCUUUUGGAACGUUUAAAGGCACUCAAGCUUGAUACAUUAGCUGCAACAACUGCAGCUAAAACGAUUAUGAGUGAAAUCUUCUCUCAAGACAUGCUGAAAAACAUGUGCUAUGCUGGGCACAAAACAUAUAAGGAGAAGAAGAUGGCAGUCAAAAAUGGAAUUGUGUACAUCACACUGAUAGCUGUGCUAAAAAAACUGGGACACAAAGACGUAAUGAAGAUCGAAAAAGGUCUUAAAGACGCCAUGUACAAGGCAAAUGAUAAUAUUACGAAGGAGAUCAGGAAAAAAAAAUUGGAAUAAAAAUUGUUCUCAUAAA
This is a messenger RNA of Hydra vulgaris (swiftwater hydra), 1217 nucleotides long. RefSeq lists its product as uncharacterized. NCBI's taxonomy places the organism in Eukaryota, Metazoa, Cnidaria, Hydrozoa, Anthoathecata, Hydridae. The record is from RefSeq and is a predicted model, not a curated record.